Molecule: messenger RNA, 1726 nt
Organism: Pieris brassicae (large cabbage white)
Lineage: Eukaryota; Metazoa; Arthropoda; Insecta; Lepidoptera; Pieridae
Product: putative RNA polymerase II subunit B1 CTD phosphatase RPAP2
Exons: 2
Coding region: 356-1726 (456 amino acids)
Cellular component (GO): nucleus; cytoplasm
Molecular function (GO): RNA polymerase II CTD heptapeptide repeat phosphatase activity; RNA polymerase core enzyme binding
Source: RefSeq, a predicted model, not a curated record
AGGUAGAAACUGGCAUAAACUUAAAACUAUAAUGCCAUAAUAUAAAAUAAAAAAAACAUAUGGUACUGUCACUACGGAUUGAGGGCUUGUGACAAAAUCGCUGCUCCAAUGCUAAUGUCAUUCCUUUACAAAUUCCUCGCGCCCAAGUUAUGUCUAUCGCAAAGUGACUGACUCAAGCCCAUGAUGUGCGGGCAAGACACUUGGAGACAAUUGACAGUUAACACUGCAGUGUCAUUUCAUAACAAGACUAUUUGCAAUUAUGUAUGAAUAAAAGUUAACAUUAUAAAGUAAAAUCACAAUAAUUCGAGACGUAAUUAGAUAAAUUAUAACAGUAAAUUAAUUACAAACAGAGACCAUGAAUGCAACAAGAAAGAAAGUCACAAAAAUCGAAGAAUUGAGUAAGGAACAAAUUCGUCAAUCAAUCAUAAAAAAACGAGAAUGCAACGCUAAAGCUCAAAAAAUAGUCGAAAGCUUAUUAGAGAAGUGCAUCAAUGAAGCAUACUUGCUUAAAUGUCUACCGGAUAUUAACCAAAGUCAUUUCGAAGAUGUGAUAGAAGAGCGAGCUAUUGUACACCUUUGCGGAUUUCCAUUGUGUCAAAAAGCAAUUUCUCCGAAAGAGAUACCAAAACAAAAGUACAGAAUUUCCAUGAAAACAAACAAAGUAUAUGAUAUAACUAGUCGUAAAAGUUUCUGCAGCAACACUUGUUAUAAAUCUGCUAUGUACAUAAAAAAACAAAUGCUGACCAGUCCACUUUGGUUCAGACAGUAUGAAGAAGUUCCAAAAUUUUAUAUUUUACCUGAUGAUACUAUAAGUAGCCUUGGACAAGAAAUUGAUCUAAAGUUAAUUGAGCACAUUGAUCUUAACUCUGAAUCAAAGCCAUUUACAUCUAUUGAUGAAUUUACUACUGCUAGCCUAUCAGAAUUUCAAAAUAAAGACAAAAAUAAUACAGAUGAUUUUAAAGAAUGUAUGAGUGCAAACCCAAUAAAAAAACCAAUAGGAAAAAAAUGUGAUACAUCCAAGUGGAAGUUUAAUGUACUGGAAAACAAGAUAGACCCAUUACCAAAUAAUUUAUUAGAUAUUAAGGAUUUAAAUAUAGAUAUUCAACUUCCUUCCACAACCAAUAUGAUAGACAAAAACAAAAAAUUACCAGUGCCAAACCCACUUAACAUUGUUGGUGAAAUAAUUGAAAAACCGGAAAAGAAAAUUGAUCCAAUACUUAUAAAUGUACCAACAGAACUAAGAAAAGAGAAACUGAAACCUUUGGAGAAUAAAGCCUUUUCAAAGAAACAGCUUUCAGUAACAGCAAUAACAAUUGAAGUUGAGAAGUGCUUAGCUGAAUGGUUUACUUUGGAUUCCCUCCUUUUUCUAUUUGGAGAAGAAAAAGUAAAAAUAUUAGUAGAAGAUAAGGGAGAAUAUAUAAAAGAAUAUUUAAAAAACCAAGCCCAAAGCAUAUUUCACAAAUCCAACUUGUAUGAUCAGUAUCAAGCUCUUUGCCGAAAGUUAAAUGUGUUAGAAUUAGAAGAUAAGAAGUAUGAUGCUCAAAUCUUCACAAAAGAAAUGAAACCUUUGCCUGAUUACAGAAUUUUAAAGGAAGAAAGCAAAAACCUUCAGUUGAAGGUAAAAGCCUUCUUUGCUGGUGAAACUGAAAUACCUGACAAUAAUUCUACGACUGAAACAACUGAGGUUGCCAAAGCUGUGGAAGACAAUGUUACACAUGGACCCUAA